AUGGCGGCGACGCCGUUGCGCCCCACGCUGGAGGGCUGCCCCGGCGCGGCGCCACAGCUGGCGCUGCCAAAAGCAGAGGCGCGUCCAUGCACCGCGCCGGCAUCCCUCGGCAAGGACGGCUCCAGCCACGAGGCGGCCACAACCAGCGCUCACAUUGAAGCUCCCCUCAGCGGGGGUGAGCCGCCGCCGACGGCGGCCCCAUCGGCCAUUGCGAUCAGCGAAACACAAAUCAUGGUGCCAGAAAGACAGGUGGAGGGAGAGUCGCAGCCGAUGGGGAACCCAUCGAGGCCGGUGGAGGGCAAGUCGCUGCUGACGGAGGUCUCAUUGCAGCCGGCGUAA
This is a messenger RNA of Triticum turgidum subsp. durum (durum wheat), 339 nucleotides long. Lineage: Eukaryota; Viridiplantae; Streptophyta; Magnoliopsida; Poales; Poaceae. The record is from the annotation of a GenBank genome assembly.